Molecule: messenger RNA, 1005 nt
Organism: Leptinotarsa decemlineata (Colorado potato beetle)
Lineage: Eukaryota; Metazoa; Arthropoda; Insecta; Coleoptera; Chrysomelidae
Product: putative inorganic phosphate cotransporter
Biological process (GO): transmembrane transport; monoatomic anion transport
Cellular component (GO): membrane
Molecular function (GO): transmembrane transporter activity
Source: RefSeq, a predicted model, not a curated record
GUGCACCAGUUGGUACUAUUAUAACUAUGCCUAUAGUGGGAUAUAUAUCUUCAACUUCGCUUGGAUGGCCAUUCACAUUUUACUUAUACGGAGGUUUAGGAUAUGCUUGGGUUAUUCUCUAUGCAAUUUUUGGUGCUAAUAGUCCUCAGGAUCAUCGAAGUAUAACAGAAGUUGAGAAGACAUAUAUUGAAAAUGGACUAGACCUGCAUGGAAACAAGCUAUCGACGCCUUGGAAAUCCAUUCUCACUUCGUUACCAGUAUGGGCAAUUUUUUUUGUGCAAAUAGGUUCCAUUUGGGGUUACACAGUCCUUAUUUCGGAAAUACCGACUUAUCUCAGUAAAGUUGCAAACUUCAACAUUGAAUCGAAUGGAUUAUUAUCAGCAUCGCCUUACUGUUGUGCUUUCGUAUUAGGAUUCGUUUUCGCAUUUUCAUCAGAUUAUCUCAUAAACAAUGGCUUUAUGAUGAAAACUAGGAUGAGAAAAAUGGCAACAGCAUUAUCAACCAUUGGCCCGGCAAUAUCAUUAACAAUUCUAGGGUUCCUACCUGAUAAUACACCUGAGUUAUCAGUUGCAAUGUUGAUACUUACUGUUUCACUUCAAUCAGCAGGAACUAGUGGAUAUAUUGUGAACAAUUUAGAUCUGUCUCCAAAUUUUGCUGGGCUCAUCAUGGCGCUAUGCAACAGCUCCACGAAUGUAUUAUCUAUAUUAGGACCUCUUGUUGUGCAAUUAGUAGUAACCGAUAAGACUGAUAGAUCACUAUGGAGAAUAAUAUUCCUGAUAUCAGCCGCAUUGUAUAUUCUCCCAAAUAUUUUUUAUUCCAUUUUUGCAUCCGGAGAAAUUCAGCCUUGGGAUUCUGAAAAGAGUGAAAUAGCAUCCGGAGAAGUUCAGCCUCGUGAUUCAACAGGUAUUGAGAGGAGGAAAGUAGAAGACAGAUCCACGAAGAAGAUGUCAGUCAUAUCAAUAAUGUCAUUAUAAUUCUUGAAAUACAAUUUUUUUAUGAAAGUUU